AUGUCUGAUGGCGCUGCUCAGAAGAAGACGAGCUUCCAUUUCAUUGCUGGGCUAGGCUCUGGUUGCGCAAGUGCGGCAUUACUACAACCAGCAGACUUGCUCAAGACUCGUGUACAGCAGUCGCACGCUUCCUCGCUUCGACAAGCUCUUCGUGAAGUCCUCGAUGGACCGAGUCCGAUUCGUCAACUAUGGCGCGGCACAUCGCCCUCGGUCAUUAGAACUGGCUUUGGCUCAGCUCUCUACUUUGGGAUGCUGAAUCAGAUGAGGCAAUAUGUCUCCAAACUACCGGCAAUGCCGUUAGCUGGUGAAGCGACGACUUCCAAAGGAUCCUCUGUACUUCCGAAACUUGGAAAUGUGGCGAACUUGGCUACCGGCGCCGCUGCCAGAGUGGCUGCAGGCUUCAUCAUGAACCCUAUUACAGUCCUCAAGGUCAGAUAUGAGAGCACGCACUACUCCUACACCAGUCUGGCAGGAGCCGCGAGAGAUAUUGUGCGGACGGAAGGAGCAAGAGGUUUCUUUGCUGGCUUUGGUGCUACAGCAGUUCGGGAUGCUCCCUACGCCGGACUGUACGUCUUGAUCUAUGAACAAUCGAAGGCGCAGCUUGGCAAGAUGUCGCAGAUUGUUGCAGGCCCUAAUGGUGAACCUGCAGUCCGAUCGAUGUCGAGCUCAGCCAGUAUCAAUUUCGUGUCAGGCGUAUUAGCCGCCAUGACUGCCACGACUUUGACGAAUCCUUUCGACGCCAUCAAGACAAGACUCCAGAUUGCCCCUGGGAAAUAUAGGAACAUGCUGACAGCAGCGAGGAUGAUGCUGCAGCAGGAAGGUGUCAAAAGUAUGUUCUGUGGCCUCAGUCUGCGUAUAGGCCGCAAAGCCGUCAGUAGUGCAUUGACGUGGACUGUUUACGAAGAGCUGAUUCGAAGGGCGGAAAAUGCCUUGGAAGAGAAGGCAGCAAUCGCACCCCGAUGA
This is a messenger RNA of Pseudocercospora fijiensis CIRAD86, 963 nucleotides long. RefSeq lists its product as uncharacterized. NCBI's taxonomy places the organism in Eukaryota, Fungi, Ascomycota, Dothideomycetes, Mycosphaerellales, Mycosphaerellaceae. Gene Ontology annotation, molecular function: glycine transmembrane transporter activity. The record is from RefSeq and is a predicted model, not a curated record. The coding region runs from base 1 to 963 and encodes 320 amino acids. Gene Ontology annotation, biological process: glycine import into mitochondrion. The transcript has 2 exons. Gene Ontology annotation, cellular component: mitochondrial inner membrane; mitochondrion.